Molecule: messenger RNA, 2484 nt
Organism: Hippocampus comes (tiger tail seahorse)
Lineage: Eukaryota; Metazoa; Chordata; Actinopteri; Syngnathiformes; Syngnathidae
Product: mRNA decay activator protein ZFP36L1
Exons: 2
Coding region: 110-1678 (522 amino acids)
Molecular function (GO): mRNA binding; metal ion binding
Source: RefSeq, a predicted model, not a curated record
CUCUUCACCUUGGGAAUUUAAAUUUGAUGGAGACAAAAAAAAGAAGAAAAAGCAUGCGAGUUGGAGACAAUUGGCUGCUUCGAGCCCAACUGGUGGGGGGUGGCUGUGGAUGGGUGGGCGGGGGAUGGCGCCCCCCCCCCCCAGCUAUUUAAACAGAUUCCAGCAGAUGGUGGAAGAACUCCGGUCCCAUCGUCAAACGCGUAGUGGGUCCUGCCGCCAGCCGCCCACCGCCCCGGACCAGGAGACCAGGAGACCAGGACACCAAGAGACCAGGACCCUCCGCCUGGUGGUGUCCCGGCACCACUCGAGCCUCCCAGAAGAGAAGUCGCAAGGGAAACUUUCUGGACCUCCCGGCGUCUUCGCAAGCAUGCCGUCCGACUUCCUCACGCCCUUCCUGGAAGUGGACCGGGAGUUCUGCAAGACCUUUGCAGGCCUGGAGGUGACGGCGGCGGCGACCCUGCGGCCUCCGCUCGGAGAUCGCGGCUUCCGGCGCCGCCAUUCCCUCUGCCCCGUCGCGCUCCUCCACUCCGAGUUCAGCGACGGCGAGGCCGAGCCCUCGGCUCGGGGGCCGGAGUGGAAGCGGGAAAGCCGGCUCCCUCGCUCGCUACUCAGCCGCAUUCCCUUCAGGACCGACCGCUCGGUCAGUGUGAUCGAGGGCGGGGUCGGCGCGGACGAGGGGGCGCCGCAGCCGCCGCCUCCGCCCGCCCGGCUUCCGCCGGGCCUUUGCGUGGGCGACCGGAGCUGCGGCCCGCCCCCGACCUCGCCCCGCCUCUCCACGCGCUACAAGACGGAACUGUGCCGCACCUUCGAGGAGAGCGGCCUGUGCAAGUACGGCGCCAAGUGCCAGUUUGCGCACGGCCCGGAGGAGCUGCGAGGGCUGAGCCGCCACCCCAAGUACAAGACGGAGCCGUGCCGCACCUUCCACACGGUGGGCUUCUGCCCGUACGGCGCCCGCUGCCACUUCAUCCACAACGCCGAGGAGCUCCUGCGGGCACGGGGCGAGCCGCGGCCGCCCCCUCUGCGCCACAGCCUCAGCUUCGCCGGUUUCGCGGCCGCCCACCGAUCGAAGCCGCCGUCGUCGUCUCCGCGCUCGGCCCGGCCCUCGUCCGCGUCGCCCUCGGGGAGCCCGCGGCUCCUCUCGCCUCUCUUCCCAGAGCCGGGGCUUCUCCGUCCUUGCCCGUACCCUCUCUGCGCUGCCGCCGAACCGGCCGGAGAAGACGACGCCGCCGACUCUGCGCUUGUUUUUUCCGCCGCGGCCGACAACGUCAACCCCGCUCUUGGUUUCUUCGCGAUCGCUGCGGACGACGCCGACUCCGGUCUUGGUUUCAUCGCGGCCGACGACGGCGAGUCCGCCGCCGCCUCGGCUCUUUGUUUCCUGGGCGCGGGCGGGCGCGCCGGAACCCCGCGCCCCGAUGUGGCCUCCGAACGCCGCGCCCCUCCCGAGGUUCCGGCCGCCCUCCCGGAGCCCCCCGGCCUCCGGCGCUGCUCCUCCGCCGACUCGCUCUCCGAGGAGGGCUACGCCUCGUCCUGCUCCCUCAGCUCGGCUUCCGGCGGCAGCGAGUCGCCGGGCGUCGAGGGCCGCCGCCUGCCCAUCUUCAGCCGCCUGUCGGUGGCCGACGACGAGACCGCGCCGCGACUUUCUGCUCACGCGCUCCCCAAAGAGUCGUGUUGCCGUUGAGCUCAUUUUGUGCCUAUUGCGUGCCGUCGGUGGCGGCAGCCGUCGUGCCGCUCACCGUGUUCUGUUUGUUUCUGGUCGACCGGAUGUGCCGCGAUGCCCGUUUUGUCUGUAUGCGUCCUGGCCUCGACCGGCGCCCUGUCCGCCGUUUGUCUCCUGACACCGACCGGUGACCGCUCCAAUCUUUGCCUCCAUAUCCGAUGAGCUGGCGACCAGCCAAUUGCUCAUCGACCAUCAAGUCGUGCGCGCACCCGUGUAUGAUCCUUCAAAAGUCUUUUUUUUUCUCUGUACGUGUGAAUAAGACGGUUGUCGGAUUUGCGGGCGUCGCUUAUGAUGAGAUUCAGACCAUCGCAAUUUGCAGACUUGUCCGAUCGCCCCUCCCCCUGUGAAUUGCGGGCAUCCACUGUUGUCUUUUUUCUUCGCCACUUUGCGACGCAACCUGUGCGCUGCUGUUAGCUCGUCCUUUCCUCCCGAAUCCAGUCCUAUUUAUUUCUUUUGUUUUCCUCCAAAGUAAAAGCGAUAUGAUGGUGUGGUUCAAUGCAGGGUGAUGGCGCUGACAUAAUUUAAGAGUCGUUGUUAUUGCGCGUGUUGAGUGCUUUAUCUUAAUAUAUUGUUGUUGAUGCUUCUUUCAAAAUAAAAGCCCCUCAGAAAAAGGAAGGGAAAAACCACAACACUUCAGUCCCUUUUGUUUCGAAGAUGCCGAGAAUGAGUCGAGUCUCCAUUUUGAAAGCAUGAUUAAAAGCCACUGAAACCACACAAGUUUGACUUCACGUGCCCGACUUUCAAAUAAAAGUCCAAAAGUAGACAAC